Molecule: messenger RNA, 4354 nt
Organism: Brienomyrus brachyistius
Lineage: Eukaryota; Metazoa; Chordata; Actinopteri; Osteoglossiformes; Mormyridae
Gene: fndc3ba
Product: fibronectin type III domain containing 3Ba
Molecular function (GO): protein binding
Source: RefSeq, a predicted model, not a curated record
AUGUUUCCUCUGGCCAGAAGGAAUGAAGACAGUCUGUUUCAUUGUUUGACGGUUGGCGCUCUCUGUCCCCCAGGGCCAGCCGAAGUUCCGAUGAUGUCACCAAACGGUUCCAUUCCCCCGAUCCACGUACCUCCUGGUUACAUCUCCCAGGUUCUGGAGGACAACACUGGGGUUCGCAGGGUUGUGGUCACCCCCCAGUCCCCUGAAUGCUACCCCCCGAGCUACACGCCGGCCAUAUCUCCCACCCAUCACCUGGCCCCCUACCUGACCCACCCCCACUUUAUCCCCAACUCCCACUCACCAUUCUACCCCCCGGUCAGCCCUGGCGACAUGCCUCAUCAGUACUACCAGCACCACCUCCCCCCCAUCUACGGCGAAGAGAUAAUCCCAGUGUACGGCAUGUCCAGCUACAUCGGGCGGGAUGAGCAGUACAAGCCGCAGACUAAAAAGGGCAAGCUGGACCGCCAGAACCGGCUCAACAGUCCCCCCUCCUUCCUGUACAAGAGCAACGCCGGUUGCGCCACUGUGUACAACGGCAAGAGCCAUGUGGGCGGAGGAGGGGUGGGAGGCGGAGGCAGCCCCGGUGCCAAGAAGCCCGACCGUCGUGCCAGGAGCAGCCCCAGAGCCACUGACCAGGAUCCACAAGAUCAUGAUUCAGAGGCUAAAAGGGUUCAGGACGUGCUUUCAGGAAUCGAAAAGCCACAGGUGACAAACAUCCAGGCACGUUCGGCCCGACUGACCUGGGCCCCGCCGGCGGGCUUUCUGAACCGGGACCGGACCAGCAAUGGCCUGCCGUACUCCUGCAGCUACGAGGUGUCGCUGUCCGACAAGGGCCGCGACGGGAAGUACCGCGUCAUCUACAGUGGGGAUGAAAGAUCAUGUAACCUGACGGAUCUGAGACCAGCAACAGACUAUCAUGUGAGAGUGAUCGCCGUGUGCAACACUGUGAGGGGCUCCUGCUCUGAGCCGGCGGUCUUCAGCACCCUCAACAGCUUUCCAGACGCCCCCCUCCCCCCCAAACUGUCCCACAGAACCAAGAGCAGCCUCACGUUGCAGUGGAAGGCCCCGGCUGACAACGGAUCCAAAAUUACCAGCUACCUGUUGGAAUGGGAUGAGGGAAAGAAGAACAACAUCUUCAGAGAAUGUUAUUUUGGCAGCCAAAGGCAUCACAAGCUGACGAGGUUGUGUCCGGCCUUGGCGUACACCUUCCGGGUCGCGGCUCAGAACGACAUCGGCGUCAGCGAUUUCAGCACCGAGGUGGUCUUCCACACCACGGGCACCCUCCCCCAGCUGCCCCAGGCCCCGCGGCUUGUCCGGGCCGGAACCACCUGGAUAACACUGGAGUGGGCCCGACCCGAUGGCUGCACGGCUGAAGAGGUGGUCACCUACACGCUGGAGAUCCAGGAGGAGAACAAUGGAACAGAAUUUCAUCCAAAGUACACUGGAGAAAACUUGACAUGUACUGUAGACGGACUGAAGAGGAGCACGCAGUAUAAGUUCAGGCUCAUAGCCUCCAACGUGGAGGGCAGGAGUAGCCCCAGUGAGGUCCUGGUUUGCCACACGAGUCCCGACAAGCCCGGCGCCCCCUCCAGGCCGGGCGUGAAGGGCGCCGUCACACCAUACGGCUUCUGCGUCAAGUGGGACCCUCCGCAAGACAACGGCGGAUCGGAGAUCUUGACAUACCUCUUGGAAAUUUCGGAAGGAAACUCUGACGCUUGCCAGUGGGAGGUGGCGUACAGUGGCCCUGCCACAGAGUGUGACUGCGAUCACUUGAAACCAGGCACUUUGUACAGACUGAGACUCUGCAGCAUCAGCACGGGAGGGCACAGCCAGUGCUCAGACAGCCUGCUGCUCCGGACUCUAAGCGUGGCUCCGAAUCCCUGCAAGCCCCCUAGGAUUGUGGGUAAAGCCAAGCACAAAGAGGUUCAGCUGCAGUGGGACUGCCCUUCCUCCGAAUGCGAAGUGACGGAGUUCAGCCUGGAGAUGAGCACGGCAGACGCCAAGCCGGCGGAGGUGUACCACGGGCCCGACCUGGAGUGCACAGUGGCCAGCCUGCUUCCCGGCGCCACCUACAGCUUCCGCGUCUGCGCCACCAACGAAGCCGGGUUUGGCGCUUAUUCGGAUCCAACGGAGGUGACCACUGCUGCAGGUCCUCCAGGCCAGUGUGGGGCGCCCUUACUGACAGUCAGGUCCAGCUCUUGCAUUCUGGCCAGUUGGGAGAGCCCCGAAAACCUCGGCGUCGACAUCUCCGAGUACCGGCUAGAGUGGAGUCGUGAGGAGGGUGUCUUUGAGCUGGCGUACUGCGGUACCGACACCCAGUGUGAAAUAUCCAACCUGACGGCCGCCUCGCAGUACUGGUGCAGGCUACAGGCGGCCAAUCAGGCGGGAGCAGGCCCCUAUAGCGAGACGGUGAGCUGUCACACCCCAGCCUCGGCACCCGAUGCCGUCUCCGUCUUCUGCCUGGUGGAGCCGGACCGCCUGGACGGGCAGCUCUUCUCGCCGUCGCACUGCCUCGCCGUCAAGUGGCAGGAGCCGUGCAGCAAUGGAGCGGCGAUCACGUCCUACAUCAUUGCGCUGGAGGACCGCCUCAUCACCGUGGAGCCGGCUACCUGCUACACCAUCGACGGGCUGCAGCCAGACAGUGCCUACAGCCUGCGGAUACAGGCUGUGAACGAGAUCGGCGCCAGCUCCUUCUGCGCCCCUCUCCAAGCCCGGACCCGGCCCCUGCCCCCAGCGCCCCCCCGCUUGGAGUGCUCUGCCACCGGACCUCAGAGCCUCAAGCUGAAAUGGGGGGAGAACGGCGGGGCACGGACCCUUAACAACAAUGACGACACGGCCUUCGCCCUGCAGAUGGAGGACAAGAACAGACGGUUCACGACCAUCUACCGGGGGCCCAGUCACACCUACAAGGUCCAGAGGCUGACGGAGUCCAGCAGCUACAGCUUCCGGAUACAGGCGCUGAGCGAGGCAGGGGAGGGCCCUUUCUCCGAGGUCUACACCUUCAGCACCACCAAGUCCGUGCCGCCGGGACUCAAAGCUCCCAGAGUGGUCCAGCUGGAUGGAAACGCAUGCGAGGUCUCCUGGGAAACGGUACUGCCCAUGAGGGGAGAUCCGGUCAGCUACAUCCUCCAGGUUCUGGUUGGAAGAGAGUCCGAGUACAAGCAGGUGUUUAAGGGGGAGGAGAACAUGUUCCAGAUCUCCAGCCUGCAGACCAACACGGACUACCGCUUCCGCGUCUGCGUGUGCCGCCACUGCCAGGACAGCGGGCAGGAGCUCUGCGGCCCCCCCAGUCCCCCCUCCCUGCUCACACUGCGCCGCUGCGAGCCGCAGCUCCCCGCCGAGGCUCACGUGGGCCACGCCAGCCCGGCCGUGGGCCUGAUCUCCUCGGACGAGCGAUUUGCCGCCGUCAUUGUCCUUGGCUUCGCCGGCCUCUCCAUCCUCAUCGCCUUCAUCCUGCAGUACUUCUUCAUGAAGUGAGGGAGAGCAGGACCAACGAUGGAGGGAGUCUGAUGAAGGGAUUUGAGGGCAAAGACAAGAAUCCCGUGAAACUUGAGGUGUAUUUUCUACACCACGCAUCAUAGUCCCAAUACAUAUUCAGGCUUUCUUUCCGUUUCGGUCUUUAUUUGUUCUCUUGCAUUACCGCCAUCUCUCACUCUUUUUUUCUCCCUCUCUCUCUAUCUCCCCCCCUCCCCCCUCGCUCAUGGCAUAUGGUUCAAGCGAAGCCUUAGCUCUUUGCUGCCCCUGUUUCAGGAAAGCCAAUCGAUUAACCACCCUUCAAACGGAGCAAGCACAGUUGCUAACAGACUGAUGUGCAUGUUUUUUUUUUUUUUUAAUUUUGUAUCAUUUUGAAAUGUAUAUGAUUAAGAAAGUUUAUUUUCCAUUACGUUCAUACAACCACCUUACCGUAGCGUUUUAUCCGAACUUGCUUUCGUUUCGUCAUACUCUUCGUAGGCAUGUUAGCGUUAACAAUGUACUGAUCGUCCUGUGACUUAACGUCAUGAAUAAUAUGUACAAAAAAGAGUUUGACACGUGUUGUUAAAUUUUGUUUUAUUAUUAUUAUAAUUUUUUUUUUAUUUGCAGUUUGAUGUGCUAUGUUUCGAUGACUGAAAUCACAGUGCUCGGAAAACACCGACUCCAAUUCGCAUCGUCAUCAUUUUUUCGGCGAUUUGAUACCAGCAUUAAGCUGCAAAAGCAGGCUGCAAUCCAAGUGUGGUUUAAGUGAUGCUGCUAUCCUAUGUUUUUAAAGAAUGAAACCAGUUAUCUAAUAUAUACAUGUGUAUCGAAAUAUAUAAAUUCUAUAGAUGUAAUAUAAGUGACAUUGGAUUUGAAGUAACGAUUAAAUUGCUUAGGAGUC